AUGGUGUUCUCGUUGGAUGAGGAGUUGCUCAAGCCUGUGGAUGGUGCUGUGCCCAGGACUAUUAUCACUUCUGAGGGCUCUGGGUUCAUGCCCUUGGAGCGGAAUGAUGCUCAGGCGUAUGAGCAAGGUCAUCUGAGUGUGGGUGCGGCCCCUAUACCACGGACCAAAGCGAGGACGAAUAGCAAUUCGCAGCCGCUGUUGAGAGGCAGGCGGAGGAGGUCUUCUGUGCUGGAUAAGUUCUCUGUGUAUGAGCCUGAGUUCAUAAGACGUGUUUCCCUUGGGGGUGCUGGGUCAUUCCCGCAGGAAACGCAAUUCCUGGAUGGGUCCUAUAAGGAGUGUGCUGUGUUUGAUGAAGAGGACGAGGACGGGAUAGAUGGUGGUGCGAUUGUUGGUGGUGAUGUUAGAACUGGUAUCUCUAGGGAGAUCUCGGAUUUCAAGCCUAUUAGAGUGCUGGGGCAAGGUGCGUACGGGAAAGUCAUCCUGGUCAAGGAUAAACAAACUUCCAAACUAUACGCGAUGAAGCAGUUGAAAAAGGCUGAAAUACUGAUCGCCCCUACUGAUGCCAACACAGAGUCCAUGGACAAGCUUGCUGAACUUGAUAAACCGGUGGAUAGCGAGGAUGAGAAACUAAGCAAACGGAUCGAAAGAACAUUCGCAGAGCGCACCAUUCUGUCGCAAUUGGAGCAUCCUAACAUCGUCAAACUAUUCUACUCCUUUCACGAUACAUCGAAGUUGUACUUAUUGCUACAGUACAUUCCUGGCGGUGAGCUGUUCUUCCACUUGAAAGAGCAUGGCACAUUGGAGGAGGAUACGGUAGCCUUUUACGCAGCCGAGAUCAGUUGCGCCCUCAAGUUCUUACAUAGUAAAGGUGUUGUGUACAGGGACCUGAAGCCAGAGAACUGUCUUCUAAACCAAAACGGCCAUCUUGUGCUAACAGAUUUUGGUCUAAGCAAAAGCAGUGCUUCCAACGCAUCCCAGGAGGACCUUGGAGCUGGGAACGAGGGAGAGGAUGUCAACGAAUUACACUCUAUAAUUGGCACUCCCGAGUAUUGUGCACCAGAAAUAUUGCUGGGGCAACCAUACACAGCAAACUGUGAUUGGUACUCUCUGGGAUGUCUGCUAUACGACAUGCUAACAGGGAAACCUCCAUACACUGGUGCCAACCACAAGGUGAUUGCCAACAAGAUUAAGAACGAUAAGCAGGGCCCUAAGAUCCCAUACUAUCUGAGUGAUGGUAUGAAAGAUGUGCUUGGAGCGCUAUUGAAGAGCGAUCCCAAGAAGAGAUGGGAUGUUGACAAGUACUGGAGUGAACCCAAGAAGGACAACAGCCAGAAGAAAGGCCAGAAGAAGAAGAAAUCAAAGGAGAGAACUUCGCCAUUCCAGUCUCACUUCGUUUUCCGUAAGGUCGAUUGGAAGGGACUCUCCAGUGGUGAGUUGCAGAAUACAACAUUUGGCCCCAUUGUCCCUGUGAUUACUGACUGGGAACUAGCUGAGAACUUCGACUCUGAGUUCACAUCCAUGUCAUAUGAAGAAGACGACUUCUUGCAUCCACUCCACAACAAAUCCCCGGACGCUUUCAAGGGCUUCAGUUUCAAAGCCAGCGGUAGCUACCUGGAGAAGUACUUCUAG
Messenger RNA from Nakaseomyces glabratus, 1629 nucleotides. It is a transcript of the gene YPK3, whose product is annotated as putative protein kinase YPK3. The record is from RefSeq and is a predicted model, not a curated record. NCBI's taxonomy places the organism in Eukaryota, Fungi, Ascomycota, Saccharomycetes, Saccharomycetales, Saccharomycetaceae. Gene Ontology annotation, molecular function: protein serine/threonine kinase activity; ATP binding. Gene Ontology annotation, biological process: protein phosphorylation.